AUGUCUUCUGUGUACAAGCGGCAACGUACAACAUCCGAGUAUGAGGAGCUCAGCGUGUCGGCUUUUGUUGAGAGCUGCAUCAACUUCAAGACAAACCUGAGCUUCCACACCACAGCCGAGGGAAAGCAAUUGGCGAACGAGGCUAUGCGGAGUACCCCACAGCAGCCCAAUAUUGUACUGCUUUUGGGCAACGAGAAGCAACUGCAGGACAAAAAGGCGCUGAGCAGCUUCUUCCCGUACUACAGCAAUGCGGUGGCGUCGGCAAUUAACGUCGCUGCUACCGGCCAAAACUAUGUGGCUGAGAUUACGCCACAUGCACGUAUUCUUGUUGGUAUGGUCCCCACCAAGGCGUCUCGUCACAAUUGCCCCUCACGACCAGACGUGGUUUCCACACUGGUUAAGGAUGCCAUUACUCAGGCCCGUCGUGUGGAUGGAGAGAAUUCCUCUUUCAGGUUUGUUGACAUUUAUUGCUGCGAGUCGGAAAACGAACUUUGUAUCGCCACAGUCGUCGCACGUAGCGCAAAUCGCAGCUUCUCGGCGAAACGCGGCCGUGCAGAGAAUGGGUAUGUGGAAGCUGGUCUUCCGGUCCGCGUGUUUUUUGCGCCAAACACUACGAAGCUCACUUUGACAGAGGCUGAGAACACCUUUGCGUGUGGAAGCCGUCAUGCGCUGGAAGUGGCAGCGCUGGUGGUGCAGUUAUGUCAACGGCUCGUGGAUGCCCCAACGAAUCUGCUUGAUACCACCACUUUUACAGAAAUUGCUUCAGGUCACUUGGAAAAACUGAGGGCCCAGGGAAGAAACGUUUCCAUUGAUAUUAUCGGUGGGGAGGAAUUGCGCGAAAAGGGGUACGGUGGGCUCUACGGUGUUGGCAAGGCGGCAGAGUUUCCCCCGCACCUUGUUACCCUUUCGUACCAUCCGUCCAAUGUCGUUGACCCACAAGAGAAGUUGGCGUUUGUUGGAAAGGGCAUUGUGUACGACACGGGUGGUUUAUCCAUCAAGACAUCAGGUGGUAUGUGCAACAUGAAGCAUGAUAUGGGGGGCGCGGCGGCUGUCUUUUGUGGAUUUAUUGGACUUGCUAUGCUUGAGGUGCCCCAUAUGAUCUCCUCCUUGUUGUGUCUGGCUGACAAUGCCGUGGGGCCACGCUCCCAGCGUAAUGAUGACAUUAUUCGCAUGAAGUCUGGUCGCACGGUUGAAGUCAACAAUACCGAUGCAGAAGGGCGACUCGUUCUGGGUGAUGGCGUCUAUCAUGCCUCCGCAUUGUUGUCCUACACCCCCAACAUUAUCGUCGACAUGGCUACCCUGACAGGGGCACAGGGCGUCGCGACAGGUCGCGCUCAUGCCGCCCUCUAUGCAAAUAACGAAGAAAUCGAGAACCGUAUUUUAAGGGCGAGUCGCAUAUGUGGCGAUCUGUGCUUCCCAAUUUUACAUUGCCCAGAGUUUCACUCUUCCGAGUUCACUAGCAACAUCGCUGAUAGUCGCAACAGUGUGGCAAACCGGGGAAACGCCACCGCAAGCUGUGCAGCAUAUUUUAUUGGCACUCAUAUCGAUGCCAAAUACAAAGGCAGCUGGGCUCACAUUGACAUGGCGUCACCAGUUUCACGCGAAGAGGCUACUGGAUUUGGUGUGGCACUUCUGCUACAGACGUUUGCCCCGUCAUUUAACAGUUCCGUAGGACUAUGA
Trypanosoma rangeli is the source of this 1680-nucleotide messenger RNA. Its product is annotated as putative aminopeptidase, putative,metallo-peptidase, Clan MF, Family M17. The record is from RefSeq and is a predicted model, not a curated record. Bases 1 to 1680 code for a protein of 559 amino acids. Gene Ontology annotation, molecular function: metalloaminopeptidase activity; manganese ion binding. Gene Ontology annotation, biological process: proteolysis. Lineage: Eukaryota; Euglenozoa; Kinetoplastea; Trypanosomatida; Trypanosomatidae. Gene Ontology annotation, cellular component: cytoplasm. The transcript has a single exon.